UGCAUUAUUGCCUAAACAAUUCUCAAGUGAUCAGGAAGCAACGUGGAAGUAAUUUAGAGAAGUUAAACAGCUGAUUAGCAGAAAUAAUUGCUCCCUUUUAUAUUAUAUAUUGAAAGUAGAGCCGUAACUGAAACUCACCAAGCAAUUUCAAAACCUUAAUUGCUCCUUAAGUUUUCCUAAGUAACCUAUUCCCUUGGUUGCUCAAUUAGCUCCCAUGCAUGAACCCAUUGGCGUUAAAUUUCAUACCAAAGCUGUUUUUGGUCAUGGUUCUUCUAGCCAUGACUACAUUUCCAGCGAUCCGAGCCACUUACGAGUUCAAAGAAACCCGCCUGUCUUUCUACUUUCAUGACAUCUUAUCUGAUGCAGUCAGGUGGCAACAGGAUUUAAUGUAUUUGUAUAUUAAAGUGUGUUGCAUGCAUGGAUAUAUUAUUGCUUAAACAAUUCUCAAGUGAUCAGGACGCAACACGGAAGUAAUUUAGGGAAGUUAAACAGCUGACUAGCAGAAAUAAUUGCUCCUUUUUCAUGUACAAAUUGAAAACCUUAAUUGUUCCCCAAUUUUUCCUAAUUAACCUUUUCUCUUGGUUGCUCAAUUAGCUGUCAUGCAUCCACUAAUGGCGUUAAAAUUCAUACCAAAGCUCAGUGCUCCAUCCAUGUUUUUCGUCAUGGUUGUUCUAGCCAUGACUACAUUUCCAGCGAUCCAAGCCACUCACGAGUUCAAGGAAACCCACCUGUCUUUCUACUCUCAUGACUUCUUAUCUGGUGCAAAUAUCACAGAUGUUGCGUUUGCAGGUAUUCCCGGCAAGAUUUGGAACUACGAUCAAUUUGCCACUGUUUAUGCGGAGGAUGCCCCUUUAACGGAGGGCAUAGAUCUAAAGUCCGCCUCCGUUGGCCGGUUACAAGGCAUGUUUAUGGUAUCAUCAUUGGAUGGACGUAAUGCCUAUGAUAUGUUAUCAAUUGUGUUCACAAACAAAAAGUACAAUGGAAGCACUCUACAGAUUCAAGGAAUUGAUAAGCAAUUCGAGCAAUAUAGAGAAUUAUCAGUGGUUUCAGCAUAUAUAUAGUUGUCUUCAGGAUGGCCUGGAAUGAUUUAUUCAAGCUGAAGUUCAGCUCGAUUCGUUUUUGGAUCGGGCUCGAGGUCAUGGUUGGUUGGCUGAUAAUUCGACUGUGACCUCCAACUUAAGUUUGGCUCGAGUUAAUGAGAAUAGAAGUUUUGUAAACAGAGAAAUUAAUUUCAAUUAUUCAAUACAUUCGCACAUUACUAGUUCA
Messenger RNA from Pyrus x bretschneideri (Chinese white pear), 1266 nucleotides. Its product is annotated as dirigent protein 1-like. Lineage: Eukaryota; Viridiplantae; Streptophyta; Magnoliopsida; Rosales; Rosaceae. The record is from RefSeq and is a predicted model, not a curated record. The coding region runs from base 600 to 1061 and encodes 153 amino acids. The transcript is spliced from 2 exons.